AUGAUUUCCGAGGAAAGGUCUUCUGUAGGCUCGUUGUUAAGCCGAGGGAACCUCCAGAGGAAGUCAUCACACCUGAAUAAAACAAUAGGGGACGACAACGUCGGAAUGCAAACUGCAGCGAGUGAAAUCUCAACUUCACGAGCUGAAACGAUAAAAGGUGUCACAAAUCCAACAUUAAUAUCAACAAGUGAUGUAGCUGACAACAGGUCUACGUUAUCCCUCGUUGAAGGGCAAUGCCUACCUGAAUCUAAUCAAAAAAUUUUUUCUAAAUGGGUACGAGCUUGCGAUCAUACAGAGAGUAAACAGGGAGACAUAUUGCCUCUUAAAAAGCAACAAAAACAUGAUGAUAAUGGAAGAAUAGGACCCAAACUAAUCGUUAAACAAACUGGUACAACCUACCGUGCAUCAUUCCAAACUGACGACAAAGAGUUCAACAAUGACAUACUUGGCACUAGAAGACUUUAUUAUAAUCUAGCUGACGUAAGGUGGCGACUUGUAAAACUACCCAGUGUAGACGGGGGAUAA
Theileria equi strain WA is the source of this 525-nucleotide messenger RNA. RefSeq lists its product as hypothetical. The transcript has 2 exons. Bases 1 to 525 code for a protein of 174 amino acids. The record is from RefSeq and is a predicted model, not a curated record. Lineage: Eukaryota; Apicomplexa; Aconoidasida; Piroplasmida; Theileriidae.